Messenger RNA from Megalobrama amblycephala (Wuchang bream), 940 nucleotides. It is a transcript of the gene kcne4, whose product is annotated as potassium voltage-gated channel, Isk-related family, member 4. Lineage: Eukaryota; Metazoa; Chordata; Actinopteri; Cypriniformes; Xenocyprididae. The record is from RefSeq and is a predicted model, not a curated record. Gene Ontology annotation, molecular function: voltage-gated potassium channel activity involved in ventricular cardiac muscle cell action potential repolarization; transmembrane transporter binding; potassium channel regulator activity. The transcript is spliced from 2 exons. Gene Ontology annotation, biological process: membrane repolarization during action potential; potassium ion export across plasma membrane; regulation of heart rate by cardiac conduction. The coding region runs from base 247 to 768 and encodes 173 amino acids. Gene Ontology annotation, cellular component: membrane.
UGGCUGUGAGCUCAAGCUUCUCUGGCCGGGACUCAAAUCCUGCGAGGAAGAACGUGAGGAUCUCGACUCCCUCAACCUCUGUCACAGAUCCCCCUGGCGCGUGUCCACGCAUGGGAUCCGCUAUUUAAACGGGGAUUCGGCUGACAAACCCGUUACAAUCCAGAGAGACUCGAAUAAAAAGCGUGAAACGGGCUGACGCGCUCCAGGGUGAAACAUCCCGGUAACUCAGUUCAUGUUAUUGUCGUAAUGGAGUUGGUUCACAACGCCUCCGCGGUUUCAUCGCAGCAGACCAACAGAAUCCCUUUGCCCGGUGCAAGCGACAAUAAUGCGUACCUAUACAUCGUCAUCGUAGUGUCCUUCUACGGAGUCUUCCUCAUUGGGAUCAUGCUCGGUUACCUGCGCACCAAACGGCGCGAGAAGAGGCGCACGAACGCGUUUACACGGCUUCUGCACGAAGAGGAGCAGCGCGAGUGGGGCGCGAGCCAGAAGAAGCCCAGUUUCAGCUUGCCCGCAUUUCCCGCGCUGCGCUCCACGCCGGUUCCGUUCAUGCUGACUACCGGCCGCGCGCUGGAAGGCGGGAGGGUUCUCGCGCCACUGGCAUGCGCGCUGUGCUCGGUGGAGCAGAGCAGCGUGAGCUCCCUCAGCUCCGUCAACGAUGUGCGCUUCGCCAUCGAAGAGGAGUCGGACAGCGGCGGACACGAGGAGCCACAGAAAUCGGACCACAACAGAGACGGAUCGUCCGGGGAAAACCUCAAAGGAACACUCUGAGGUUAUCGCUGUAAAACGUUACUAUGGCAGCCACAGUUCCCGCCAAGAUGCAGUAAUAACCACAGUUCCCGCCAAGAUGCAGUAAUUACCACAGUUUAGGUUAUUACAAAUAAAACAGUUUGAAACUGGUUCUAGCCACCAUUGUAAUACAAAAAUAAAUUAAAUAACGUUA